Colletotrichum gloeosporioides is the source of this 369-nucleotide messenger RNA. RefSeq lists its product as uncharacterized. The transcript has 2 exons. The record is from RefSeq and is a predicted model, not a curated record. The coding region runs from base 1 to 369 and encodes 122 amino acids. Lineage: Eukaryota; Fungi; Ascomycota; Sordariomycetes; Glomerellales; Glomerellaceae.
AUGCCUCACACAUCAGCAAAGAGGGAGUCAAGCCAAUACUUAUUGCAGCCGCAUAUAACGAAAGCUUCGAUGCCUAUAAGGGACGCCAGUCCAAGAGGUGACGCUGGCCAAAAAAAACUUCUGGACAGGCACGGUAUCGAACAAAAAUGUGGAGGUCAGCCUGGGAGAUCGCAGCUUAAAGCUCUUUACGACGCCUUAGUCUUUAAUAGAACUAGGCCCAGAAGGGUUAAAUCGAACGACAGUACGCAGUCCAAGCGACUGCUUGGUCUGCUACGGGACGCAGAGAUGCUCGGUACCAUAUCUCAUGAGGAUGUUAGCACAUGGUCAGGAUAUAACACAGAAAUUGACUUCAGGCUGUUGGCCGAGUAG